Messenger RNA from Pocillopora damicornis (cauliflower coral), 2034 nucleotides. Its product is annotated as U1 small nuclear ribonucleoprotein 70 kDa. Gene Ontology annotation, molecular function: mRNA binding; U1 snRNA binding. Lineage: Eukaryota; Metazoa; Cnidaria; Anthozoa; Scleractinia; Pocilloporidae. Gene Ontology annotation, cellular component: precatalytic spliceosome; U1 snRNP; U2-type prespliceosome. Gene Ontology annotation, biological process: mRNA splicing, via spliceosome. The record is from RefSeq and is a predicted model, not a curated record.
AAGCACACGAGACUUCGCUGUCUACAGAAAGAUAUUUCGUUGUAGUUGCAGUUAUUCUACCUUUUUUUCGACUGAAGCUGAAUUUGAUUUCGCUUGAGAACAGAGGACAUUGGUCGGAAGGAAAAUGACGGCCUUUCUUCCGCCGAAUCUUCUAGCCUUAUUCGCUCCACGCGAUCCAAUCCCAUAUUUAACGCCUUUGGAUAAACCUGCUUGGUUGAAACGACCAUGGCCGUACUCAGGCAUUGCUAAGUUCGUCAGAGAAUUCGAGGAUCCAAAAGAAACUCCCCCUCCAACACGUGGAGAAACAAGAGAUGAAAAAACAGAACGCAAGAGAAAAGAAAAAAUAGAACGUACUACAAAGUUUCAAGAAGAGCAGAUGGAGCAAUGGGAUCCUCAUAAUGAUGCAAAUGCUGUUGGAACUGAUGCAUUCAGGACACUUUUUGUUGGAAGAAUUAACUUUGACACCUCUGAAUCUAAACUGAGACGAGAGAUGGAGCUGUAUGGGCCGAUCAAAAGAAUUCACUUGGUGCACAAUACAACAAAUGACAAGCCUCGAGGUUAUGCCUUUAUUGAGUAUGAACAUGAACGAGACAUGCACGCUGCUUACAAGCACGCGGAUGGAAAGAAGAUCGACGGUAGGAGGAUCGUGGUAGAUGUGGAGAGAGGUCGCACAGUCAAAACAUGGAAACCAAGAAGGCUUGGUGGAGGACUUGGAGGAACUCGUAUCGGUGGGCCAGACGAGAAUGUAAAGCACUCCGGACGUGUGGAGAAUACAGAAAGAUACGAGGACCGUGAACGCGGCGAAAGGGACAGAGGAGGAGAACGCGAGAGGGAACGAGAGCGCGAGCGCUAUAGGGACCGUGAGCGUGACAAAGAUCGUGAGCGUUACAGGGACCGUGACCGAGAUCGCGAAAGAGACCGUGAUCGUGAUCGUGACCGCGAAAAGGAACGUCGAAAGCACCGAAGUAGGUCACGUGAGAAAGAGCGUGAUAAAGAUCGUGAUCGUGAUCGAGACCGGGACAGGGAAAGGCGACGUGAUCGUGACCGUGAUAGAGACCGGGAUCGCGAUCGUGAUAGGGAAAGGGAGCGCGAUAAAGACCGUGACCGUGAUCGUGACGGAGAGCGAAUCAAGGAAGAACCGAAUGGUGAAUACCCACAGUAUGACAACGACAACCAGAUCGACAACAACAACUUGGAUAUGGUAGAUUAACACGGGUGAAGUUGUAAAAGUCCAUCAUCACCUCUUCACUGACUGACUUAAAAGGAGGCGUGAUAAAAAGCUGAAAUGAAGAAAACUGAUUCGUUGUGUAUUGUUGAAAUCGUUUUAGGUUUAAUUCAAUCCAUCUCCAGGAGUAUUUCGUCACUUUCCUUGUUUCUGAGUAUGCCUUGGCUGGUCAUACAACUGUCACUCUUAACCCUUUACACCCUAACAUCAGUAUGCAUAAUCUCUAAACAUUUUUCUAAGAUGCUGACAUGGAGAAUUUGUCCAACAGUCAAGAGCUUCUUUAGUCGGUGGUUAACUCCUUUAUUCUCCUGACCUUAAUGUUUGAUUCAGUGCUAAUAUGGUGAGGAGAAAUUAGAUGUCAGUCACUCUUAGGGGUUAAAGCCGUUGAUGAGACAACUUGUUGCGCCAACAACAAAAUGAACUUUGUAGGAUAGUUGUAGCAUUUUUAACUUGUAGCUGUACUUUCGCAAAUUUUUGGGAGGCGGCUAGUGUAACGCAAUUAACGUAAUCUUCGUACAUUCUGGGCCAAUAUUCUGUAAUGCUCAGCUGCUUCAGACUUGACGCAUCGGAUGGAAUGACAGACUUGCCGAAAUCAAUGAAGUAGAACUUUAAAGAUGAGAUGAUUUUCAGCAUUCUUGUGCGCGGUUAUAAUUACCUUAUUUAAUUGUACAUUUAUUGUAAUUUCCUCGGCAUUUGUCAUAAGUUUUAUGUUAAUUCAAUAUCAUUAUAACCCUUUAUCAACCAACUUUUAAACAAAACGUCUGGAAUGGACUUGCCGAGUUUAAAUUAAAAAAAUGAGACAAAUGACA